This is a messenger RNA of Aegilops tauschii subsp. strangulata, 1867 nucleotides long. Its product is annotated as beta-amylase. Gene Ontology annotation, molecular function: beta-amylase activity. Gene Ontology annotation, biological process: polysaccharide catabolic process. Lineage: Eukaryota; Viridiplantae; Streptophyta; Magnoliopsida; Poales; Poaceae. The record is from RefSeq and is a predicted model, not a curated record.
AGAGACAUCUUUUUCAUAGUAUAAAUAGACCCCUUAAUUAAGCUCAUGGCCAUAUCCAACAAACCAUUUGUUGUAGAACAUCAUCCAUAGCCAGCAGCCACAAUGGAAGCGAGCGCGCAACAAGGCAACUAUGUCCAAGUCUACGUCAUGCUCCCUCUGGACAUCGUGAGCGUGAACAACAGGUUCGAGAAGGGUGACGAGCUCAGGGGGCAACUGAAGAGGCUGGUAGAGGCCGGUGUGGAUGGUGUCAUGGUAGACGUCUGGUGGGGCUUGGUGGAGGGCAAGGGCCCCAGGGUGUACGACUGGUCCGCCUACAAGCAAUUGUUUGAGCUGGUGCAUGAGGCUGGACUGAAGUUACAAGCCAUCAUGUCAUUCCACCAGUGUGGUGGCAACGUCGGUGACGUCGUCAACAUCCCGAUCCCGCAGUGGGUGCGUAAUGUCGGAGUGAGUGAUCCGGACAUUUUCUACACCGACCAGCACGGGACUAGGAACAUUGAGUACCUCACCCUUGGAGUUGAUGACCAGCCUCUCUUCCAUGGAAGAUCUGCCGUCCAGAUGUACGCCGAUUACAUGGCAAGCUUCAGGGACAACAUGAAAGAGUUCUUGGAUGCCGGUCUUAUUGUAGACAUUGAAGUCGGACUUGGCCCAGCUGGAGAGUUGAGGUACCCAUCCUAUCCUCAGAGCCACGGAUGGUCAUUCCCAGGCAUCGGAGAAUUCAUCUGCUAUGAUAAGUACCUGCAAGCAGACUUCAAAGCAGCAGCAGCGAUGGUUGGCCAUCCUGAGUGGGAAUUUCCUCGCGAUGCCGGGACGUACAAUGACACUCCCCAGAGAACUCGAUUCUUCGUGGACAACGGAACAUAUCUCACUGAGCAGGGGAGGUUUUUCCUUGCAUGGUACUCCAAUAACCUGAUCAAGCAUGGUGACAAGAUCUUGGACGAAGCAAACAAGGUCUUCUUGGGACACACAGUGCAACUGGCAAUCAAAAUCUCUGGCAUUCACUGGUGGUACAAGGUUCCAAGCCAUGCAGCCGAGGUCACAGCUGGGUACUACAACUUACAUGAUAGAGACGGCUACAGACCCAUAGCACGCAUGCUCAAAAGGCACCAUGCUAGUCUUAACUUCACUUGCGCCGAGAUGAGGGACUCGGAGCAAAGCUCACAGGCGAUGAGCGCACCGGAAGAACUAGUCCAACAGGUGUUGAGCGCUGGAUGGAGAGAGGGCCUAAAUAUGGCAUGCGAAAAUGCACUUCCUCGAUAUGAUCCAACUGCUUACAACACCAUACUCAGGAAUGCGAGGCCUCAUGGCAUCAACAAGAGCGGCCCUCCUGAGCACAAGCUGUUUGGAUUCACCUACCUUCGGCUGUCGAAUCAGUUGGUGGAGGGACAAAACUAUGUCAAUUUCAAGACCUUUGUUGACAGAAUGCAUGCCAACCUGCCUCAUGACCCAUGUGUUGAUCCAGUGGCGCCUUUGCAAAGAUCAGGGCCAGAACUGACGAUUGAAAUGAUCCUACAAGCAGCGCAGCCAAAACUGGAGCCAUUCCCCUUUGAAGAGCACACCGACCUGCCAGUUCAAGGCCUCGGUGGCAUCGGUGGUGGGGAGGUUGAAGACCCCACUGGUGGCAUGGGUGGGGAGGUUCAACAAGACCCCACUGGUGGCAUGGGUGGGGAGGUUCAACAAGACCCCACUGGUGGCAUGGGUGGGGAGGUUGAAGACCCUACCGGUGGCAUGGGUGGGGAGCUCCCUCCCACCGUGUAGUGAAACCUUUACUAUCUACAAUACCUUUUAUGUUGUGUGUCACAGAGAAACCUUUCUCUGCCUUAUUAACAAUAAAUAAAGCACAUUACUUGUGCGUGUUCUGGAAGAAAAA